CGCAUCAUCUUCUCAUCUGUUUCUAUAAGCUAAAACCAAGGAAAAUCACGCCUAACGCCUUCUCUCUCUCAGACACAUACCCAUCAAUGGCGGUUUCUUUCACAACCCUGACAAAUGUGGGCUCACUAUCAACUCCACAAAAUACUAUGUUGCAGGUAAAAUCAGUAAGAUCCACCCAGUGCAAUGCGGUGAGGUUUCCCACUAGAAAUGUGUUACCUUCAAAUGUUUCCUCGUCUUCAUCGAGCUGCUUCUUCUCGGGUCCGCUUCGUUUUGCUUCUCUUUCAACCUCGUCUCCGAAGAAAUCCCGUGUUCUCAGCUCCGUUCGAGCUAGUACAGAGGUUGCAGAGUUACAGUCAAAGGUGACCAACAAAGUGUAUUUUGAUAUAGGGAUUGGGAAUCCGGUAGGGAGACUUGUUGGGAGAGUCGUCAUUGGGUUAUUUGGCGAUGACGUGCCACAAACGGUGGAGAACUUCCGUGCUUUAUGCACAGGAGAGAAGGGCUUCGGCUACAAAAAUUCUGCUUUCCACCGUGUCAUCAAAGAUUUCAUGAUUCAAGGAGGGGACUUUGACAAAGGAAAUGGCACUGGAGGUAAAAGCAUUUACGGCCGUACAUUUAAAGAUGAAAACUUCAAGUUGUCACAUAGCGGACCAGGAAUUGUUAGUAUGGCAAAUGCAGGGCCCAACACCAAUGGAAGCCAAUUUUUCAUCUGCACUGUCAAGACUCCAUGGCUAGAUCAGAGGCAUGUUGUUUUUGGUCAAGUUUUGGAAGGCAUGGACAUUGUUAAAUUGAUCGAGUCACAAGAGACAGACAGAGGAGACCGUCCCACAAAGAGAGUGGUGAUCCUUGAAAGUGGUGAGCUUCCCAUGAAUGAAGCUUGAUGCUAUCAAUUCUAUCCAUCCCUUCUCCUCAACAUCGACCAUGAGAGUAGUCUACCCCGUUUGGAGGGCUUUCGUUAAACGAGUAUGGAAUUAACCUCUGAUAAAGUUUCUUUCUUCACUUGUAUUCAUUAGAAAGCUUAAGCAAUAAGGGUUGUUUCUCGGAUAGAAAAAAAUUAAAUAAUCACAUGGUUGUUGGAGCAUAUCAUUUUCAGUA
Populus euphratica (Euphrates poplar) is the source of this 1092-nucleotide messenger RNA. RefSeq names its product peptidyl-prolyl cis-trans isomerase CYP20-2, chloroplastic-like. Gene Ontology annotation, cellular component: cytoplasm. Gene Ontology annotation, biological process: protein folding; protein peptidyl-prolyl isomerization. Gene Ontology annotation, molecular function: peptidyl-prolyl cis-trans isomerase activity; cyclosporin A binding. Lineage: Eukaryota; Viridiplantae; Streptophyta; Magnoliopsida; Malpighiales; Salicaceae. The record is from RefSeq and is a predicted model, not a curated record. The coding region runs from base 87 to 878 and encodes 263 amino acids. The transcript has 7 exons.